Molecule: messenger RNA, 1935 nt
Organism: Centruroides sculpturatus (bark scorpion)
Lineage: Eukaryota; Metazoa; Arthropoda; Arachnida; Scorpiones; Buthidae
Product: hapless 2-like
Exons: 10
Coding region: 530-1681 (383 amino acids)
Source: RefSeq, a predicted model, not a curated record
UGGAAGUAAAUAGGUGGCAUAAUUCGAUUCAGGUAUUUAGUGACGUCUCUAGGCCAACCGGAAAUUCGUAGAGCCGUCUAUCUCGAUAUUUACGCCAGAACGGAGACGUCCGCGGGUUCCACCGUCUGGAGGAGAGUGAUCGACGGACAACUGUCAGUGGGAAGCCGAACCACUCGGAGAAAGGAGAAAUCGUUGACCGUCGAAUAUUUUCCUCCCUCCCCGCCAGAAGACGCGCUCCGCCUCGAUAACCGUCGAUUGCUGAUACCCGCUCCCAGCCCCGAACUGGGCGCAGAAGAUAUACCUCCGCUUUUCCAGGAUGGUGCCGACGACUAUUUGCUGGUGCCCGAAUCCUCUCUAGACGAAUCGGGAACCUCCUGCGACAAAAUUGGCGUUUCGUACGAAGCCUUCUACCGGCAGAAGAACAAAUGCCUGAAAGCCCGAGGAUCAUGUCUGAAGAAUCAACCGUUGGACCUGUGGACUCGAGACAGGGUGAGUAUUUUCGCUUAUCUUUCCAACCACCGCAAAUUCUAUGGUACCGACGGAAAUUCCGCAGGCCAAACUGCGCGCCGGACUGAAGGGCGAUUAUCUUCUGCGCUUCUACGCCCAACCUUCGCGCCGGCCCCUCCUGGUGGACGGAGCCCGCCGACGUCACUGGUUGGCCCUGGAAAUGUCUGGAAAUUCUUCCGCUCGUCUGCGUCUAGAGAUGAACGCCGCCAACGUCAGCGUCCUGUCUCCGGGCCGUCGGGCCCAAAUAUCGUUCGUCGUCACCAAAUACUUUGGAAGAGUGCCGAUUAUCGUCGCGCUGGUCACCAACACGGGUCUGGCUCCGGCCUCUUUCUCCGUAUCCGCGACUGACUGUUCGUCCCGUACCUCCAGCGUCUCGGUCUCUCCCCAAUCCUCCAGAAGCGUCGUCCUGGACCUUUCUCUCGACUCGGCCCGGAUCUCGGAAUUCUCUUGUUCGGUGGAAGUGAGGUCGGUCCGAAGUGGACGGACGGUGGCCUCCAGAGAAGCGCUCUUCCGAAGAGGACGUUACUGUUCUUGCUAUCAGUAUUGUCGAUGUUCGUGCGGUGACGACGGCUUUCGGUGUCGUUCCAUCUCCCAGAAAGCGUUCGCUUCUUCCGGUUUUCGGGGUUCGCUUCCGGUGACGGCUGGUCGUCCGACGCCCCACUUCGCUAUUAGACUGAGAAUGGCGUCGGCGGUAAUCGUCGUCUUCCUGGUUCUAGGAUUAGCCAAGGAAAUUGUUAGGCUGACCCUGUGGCCGGCAGCCGGACACUUCGGCAUAAAGAGCUGUCUAUUUGGCAGGAGGAAGAUCGCCCGUUACUGGGAACCGGAGCUAAGGGAAGCCAGAGUAGUGUUCGAAGACGGACAUCCCGUUCACCCGGACACGAGAGAACGGGUUCGAACGAUAAGCUACCAAGCGGAGUCGGCGCUGAACCUGCUCUUCUUCUUCGUUUGGCCAUUUCUAUUGUUGCAUUCCAUCUACGUUACGGUGGUGGGAUGGAGGAGGGACCGAAAAGCUUAUUCGGAGGAACGACCAGAAUACAGAGAGGAGAAACUCUAUUUACGCCAGAGAUUUUCGGACGGAGAAAAACUGGCCAAUUCUCUUUCCAUGCGUAGUUACGUGGAGGCCAAAGCGCGAGUGGAAAGAAUGGCGAAAGAACUUUCGACUUCCAUUCGAUAAUGGCUGGCUUAAGAGAAUAAAUCCGAGUUUUCGUUCCCUUUAAAAUUUUCUUGGCUCUUCCGUCAUUUGGCAACGUUAAAAUAUCGCAAAUGAAAAUAGAGAAGAAUUUUACGGUCACCUUACGUUGUUUACCACCCUGGCAUCUUAAUUACUAAUACAGGUAUACCUGGCCUUACGUCGGUAAUUGGUUCCGGGAGAGGCGACCUAAGUCGAAUCUACUCGUCGCUAGGCUAAACCGUAAAUUACCAUUCCCG